AUGAGAGAAACGCCAAGUGAAUUCAUUCAAAGAUACGGGAUCUCGGCCGAGUAUGGCUUCCUUCCUGACACCGCUCCUUUACAACGCCUACCGGACGUCUAUUACCAGCCUUGGGAGACACUGGCGGAAAACCUUGCUGAACUCAUAAAGCGCGAUGUGAUCAGGACAAAGAUCGAACAUCUACCGAUCCUUGGUACAGGCCAACUGCAAACCGACGCAGAAUGGCGGCGAGCAUAUGUGGUUUUGGGAUUUUUGACUCACGCAUAUAUCUGGGGCGGAGAACGGCCCGCAGAGCGACUCCCGCCUCAACUCAGCUGCCCCUUUUUGGCAGUGUCCAAGUACUUGGGGCUGCCGCCCACCGCACUGUUCUCGACACUCAGUCUUUUGAAUUUUGGAUUGAAAACCCCUGGCAGUGAUCGAACAAACCCAGAUAAUCUCAAGUCAUUGUUCUCAUUCACCAACACGAAAGAUGAAGAAUGGUUCUACAUGGUGUCCACCGCCAUCGAAGCGACGGGGGGCCCUCUCAUCCUGACGAUGCUUCGCUGCAUCCAAGCUGUGAAUGACUGCGACGACAACUUGAUUUUGGCUUGUCUUGGAACCUUGACCGAGGGGAUCCGAGAAAUUGAAAACAUUCUAAAACGCAUGCAUGAACAUUGUGAUCCACAGGUGUUCUAUCACAAUAUUCGUCCGUUCUGUGCCGGUUCCAAAGGAAUGGCAGCUGCCGGGUUGCCAAAUGGUGUCUUUUACGACGAAGGCGAGGGCCGGGGCCAAUGGAGGCAGUACAGUGGCGGGAGUAAUGCCCAAAGCUCACUGAUCCAGCUCCUCGACAUCUUCCUUGCUGUCCAGCAUCAUGAAACGGGAGAAAGCAAUAAUCACCACGCUAAGGCGCAGGGUGAGGGGACUGACCCCGAUGGGUACUUAAAAGAGAUGAGGAACUACAUGCCACCGUCACACCGCGAUUUCCUGGCGCAGGUUGAACGAAUGAGCAACCUGCGAGGAUAUGUCUCACAGCCCACAGCUUCCAUGGAGGUUCAAGAAGCGUACAACGACGCCACUGCGGCCUUGACUCGCCUUCGAAACAGCCACAUCCAGAUCGUCGCCAGGUACAUUGUGAUGCCCUCUCGGAGCCCACCAGCCGCAUACAUCGUCCAGCGGAAAGGAGCAAACCUGGCCACAGCAUGUUCAACGCAACCAGCUGGGAAAGGGCAGGACGACGCAUCAGUGACGAGACAGUUACACGGCACCGGAGGAACAAGCGUGAUGCCCUUCUUGAAGAGGACCCGAGAUGAGACCAGAGAAGCAGUAAUACAAGUACACGUCUCUUGA
Cladophialophora immunda is the source of this 1326-nucleotide messenger RNA. RefSeq lists its product as uncharacterized. The coding region runs from base 1 to 1326 and encodes 441 amino acids. The record is from RefSeq and is a predicted model, not a curated record. Gene Ontology annotation, biological process: 'de novo' NAD+ biosynthetic process from L-tryptophan. The transcript has 3 exons. Lineage: Eukaryota; Fungi; Ascomycota; Eurotiomycetes; Chaetothyriales; Herpotrichiellaceae. Gene Ontology annotation, cellular component: cytoplasm. Gene Ontology annotation, molecular function: heme binding; indoleamine 2,3-dioxygenase activity; metal ion binding.